Ceraceosorus guamensis is the source of this 1587-nucleotide messenger RNA. RefSeq lists its product as hypothetical. The transcript has 4 exons. Gene Ontology annotation, molecular function: flavin adenine dinucleotide binding; flavin-dependent sulfhydryl oxidase activity. The coding region runs from base 463 to 1284 and encodes 273 amino acids. The record is from RefSeq and is a predicted model, not a curated record. Gene Ontology annotation, cellular component: mitochondrion. Lineage: Eukaryota; Fungi; Basidiomycota; Exobasidiomycetes; Ceraceosorales; Ceraceosoraceae.
CACGCCAUCGUGCAGAGAGGAGCGCCAAGCUCAUCGGUGCGAAAGCAAGAGCUGCUGCAUCGUGCAUGUACGCGAGAGUCACGAACGCUUGUCCGCCCAGAAUCUUUGAACGUUUCUUCGGUGCCAGAACGAAUGCUGCCGCGGUAGUCGAAUGACCCCCAUCUAUAGUGACCACCGCCUAGCGCUCGGGACUUGCUCCUCAUAUCAUCGCAAUCGACACUGUCUCCUCUGUCCUUGCCGCACAAUCGAAUCUCUCACACACCAUUCGUUACCUGGCAAGCAAGGCCGUCCGUGGUACAGCCUGGCUCGAGAUAAAUCCGCCCUCUUCGAGCCUUGCACGGCGUCCGACGAUCGUGUCACGCAGCACGUAAAUUAGCUUCAUAUCCCGUCUUACAGCUCAUACAGGCGCUCGAUAUCCUCCCCGAGCUGGCGGUACAGGUAACGAAGACGUCGUGGAACGAUAUGCGAUCAAACUCAUCCUCCUGCGGCAGCACCUUCUUGCCACCUCGCUUCGUCCAGCUGUUCCUCUUGGCAGCUCUCGUCCUGCUGCUACCAUCAUGGCUCUACUUGUCGCGUCCUGCGCAAAGCGGUGCCCUAGCUUCUCUCCGUCUCGGCUCUUUACCCGAUGGAGCUCACACGGCUUCCCAGCUGGCCAUCCUGCAUCUGAACCCUUCUGCGCGGCCAACGGCCCAGGGCUCGCAAGGCAGUGGACCAGACGACAGCGCCGGCAAGGCUUUUGUGCCAGGCUUGCCGGCGGCAGUGCUACAGGCGUCGCAGGGUACUUUGUAUGGCAAGCCGAUCAUGGCAAAGCUGGGUAAUGAGUCAGCCAAAGCUGAGCUGGGCAGGGCAACGUGGAAGUUUCUGCACACCAUGACACUGCGCUUUCCAGAUGAGCCAAGCGCAUCAGAUAGAGAGGCAUUACUCAGUUUCUUUCAUCUCUUCAGUCGACUGUAUCCUUGCGGGGAAUGCGCGGAGCAUUUUCAGCAGCUCUUGAGAGACUUGCCUCCUCAAACGAGCUCAAGAUUGGCAGCGGCAGGUUGGCUCUGUGCGGCUCACAAUCGGGUUAACGCAAGACUAGGCAAGGCGGAAUUUCCCUGCGACAAGCUCGACGAAACAUACGAUUGCGGGUGCGGUCCUCCCAAGAAGACAUCCAAAGUUCCGCCUACCCUGAUACACCCAGAGGAAGCGGACGCGAAGGCCAAUCACUCGCAAGGAAGCGAAGACUGGGGCGAAGGCGGAAAAGAUUACGUUCCGCACAGAGGCGGUCGACCUUUGGGGGGCUAAUAGCCAACCGAUCGUCCUCUUGUGGUCGGUGGUGUUUGCUCACUGACCUUCAAUUCAGCACAUCUCUGUUUGUCUCAGCAUCCUGCAUCUUCACUCAAUGUCACCAUGAUGUCACGCGCUACGUCGAUUUCGCCUUCUCGUCCAGAACAGUGGGCGAGACUAUGGCGCCGGAGGCAGCGAAUAAUGUGCCUCGCUCUUCGUAGGCUGGCUGACUGGCCCGAACACAUUCAGGAUUGCGGGUAUUUGUGAGGCACAUCAAAAAAAGCGCCCUAUUUGCAAUCAUUGGGCCAUAGGCGCCUAGGC